This is a messenger RNA of Plasmodium cynomolgi strain B, 486 nucleotides long. RefSeq lists its product as hypothetical. The transcript is spliced from 4 exons. The record is from RefSeq and is a predicted model, not a curated record. Bases 1 to 237 code for a protein of 78 amino acids. NCBI's taxonomy places the organism in Eukaryota, Apicomplexa, Aconoidasida, Haemosporida, Plasmodiidae.
AUGGUUAUUGCGUGCAUUAUGGUGCAAUUGAGGGUAUUAUUCCUUUCUAUAAUACACUCUGCACAAAAGUAUGCAUUAUAUAAUGAAUAUAAAGAGAAUUGUACUACAAGCAAGAAAAAUGUCUGCCCAGAUUUUUUCAGCAAAUGUGAGAAUAAUGAUCCAAAUACUUUGUUAAGUCAGCUAAAAUGUUAUGAACAUGCCCAGAUUGAAGAAACAUUGUCUGAAAACAAGAAGUAAAUGACUUCUGGUGUUUUAUAUAAGACUAUAAAUAUGUUAUAUAUAACUGAUAUUAUUCUUUUAUAUACAUGCUUACACCACUGGGAAAAUUGUUACGAAAUGGUUUGGAAUGGAAUAGAAAUAACAAAAAUGAGCACAACAAUAUAUUAUUUGAUUAUGUAUCAUAAUCCUUUAUCCAUAUUCAGGAUAUGGGGAAGAACAUUAUAUAGGAUAUCAUCUCGAGUAAUAUUAUUAUUUCAAAACAGUUAA